ACAUUCAGUCAGGUUCGUGUGUACGUUCACUUCUAGAGAUUGUGCGUUGGAGACAAGUAAAGAAGAGGAGUUUAACCCUCCUGAAGGUUUUCCUGGCACGGAUAUGGAUGUACCGGACUCUCCCCAUGGGAACAUGGGGCUGUUGAGGACCUUUGAUUCCUCUGAAUUUGGCAGCUGGGAAAAGAUAGGCUCAGGUGGCUUUGGACAAGUAUACAAAGUCCGGCAUGUACAGUGGAAAACAUGGCUGGCUAUCAAGUGCCCUCCCUGCCUUCAUGUGGAUGACAAGGAGCGUGCAGAACUGCUAGAGGAGGCGAAGAAGAUGGAGGCGGCCAAGUUUCGCUACAUCCUCCCUGUUUAUGGGAUCUGUGGGGAUCCUCAGGGCCUGGUGAUGGAGUAUAUGGAGACGGGCUCCUUGGAGACCUUGCUGGCAACCGAGCCGCUGCCCUGGGAGCUCCGCUUCCGAAUCAUCCACGAGACCGCAGUGGGAAUGAACUUCCUCCACUGCAUGAACCCGCCGCUGCUCCACCUGGAUCUGAAGCCAGCUAACAUCCUGCUGGACGCACACUAUCAUGUCAAGAUAUCAGAUUUUGGUCUGGCCAGGUGGAACGGUCUGUCGCGAGCUGAUGACAUCAGCAGAGAUGGCUUCUGUGGCACCAUCUCCUACCUGCCUCCCGAGAGAAUCAUUGAGAAGGACAGGGUGUCCGACACCAAGCAUGACGUCUACAGUUUUUCCAUCGUCAUCUGGGGAAUUCUUACACAGAAGAAGCCCUACCAAGGAGAGAACAAUAUCCUGCAGAUCAUGGUGAAGGUGGUAAAAGGGGUGCGUCCAGACCUGGGGGCAGUGCCACGCUGUCGACCAGCAGCCUGUACUGGCUUCAUGGGCCUCAUGCAGCGCUGCUGGGCCACCUCACCUGAAGCCAGACCCAGCUUCCAGGAGAUCACAUCUGAAGCUGAGGAGCUCUACUCUAAACCUCAAGAGGAGCCCAAGACUCCAACCCCAGAGCCAGAGCCCACGCCCUGUAAUGGACUGAGCACAGACCAGGUUAAAGACAGCAAGUCAGUGCGCCCAAAAUCGGCCAUGUUGCCAGAAAAAGACUAUAGCUUGUCAGAGCUGCUGAGCCAGGUGGAUUCUGGGAUCUCGAGGAGCUUUGACCGUGUUAAGGAGGAUGGCUUCCGCAGCAAAGAAAACACUUGCAAGAGGCUGUCUGGCAUCUCUUCUAUAGAUUCAGCCUUCUCCUCCCAAGACUCCAUCACACUUUCCUUUGAGAAGGAAAACAUAUGCGAUUCUGCUGAGGUCCAGAAGCGGAAGCUGUGCGAGGCCAUCAGGACCAAGGACAUUGCUAAGCUGAUGAAGAUCCUCCAGCCUCAGGACGUUGACCUUCUUCUGGAUGGAGGAGGCAGCCUACUCCACCAUGCUGUCACUCUGGCCAACGAAGAGGCCGUCAAGUUCCUCCUCCUGAACAAUGCUAACCCCAAUCUGGCCAACGCUCGUGGCUCCACACCACUCCACCUGGCCACCGAGAAACACCUGAAGCCCCUGGUGGAACUUCUGCUGGGCCGACGAAGCACUAACGUCAACGCCAAGGAUGAGGACCAAUACACAGCGUUACACUGGGCUGCCCAGAAUGGAGAUGAGGCCAUCACACGCCUGCUGCUGGACCGGGGCGCUGCUAUCAAUGAGACUGACGGCCAGGGACGCACGCCAACCCAUGUUGCUUGCCAACAUGGCCAGGAAAAUGUAGUCCGCGUGCUGUUGAGCCGUGGCGCUGAUGUUCGAGUCAAGGGCAAGGACAACUGGACGGCACUGCAUCUGGCUGCCUGGCAGGGGCAUCUGGGCAUCGUCAAACUGCUAAUCAAGCAGGCCGGCGCCGAUGUGGACGGGCAGACGACAGAUGGGCGCACACCACUGCACCUGGCAUCCCAGAGGGGGCAGUACAGAGUGGCACGCAUCCUCAUUGAACUGGGGGCGGAUGUUCACAAGACGUCUGCUGGGUCAAACACACCCCUGCAUGUGGCGGCUGAGACGGGUCACACCAGCACCUCUCGUCUCUUGGUGAAACAUCGGGCGGACAUCAAGGCGCAGAACAGCCAGGGCCUCACUGCUCUCCACCUAGCCUCCCAGCGAGGACACCUACCCACGGUCAAGAUGCUACUAGAGGAGGGGGCAGACCCUUCCAGUAGCAGCCAAGCCCUUCGCACCCCCUGCCACCUGGCGGCAGAGAGCGGACACUGUGAAGUUCUCAGAGAGCUCCUCCUCCACUGCCCAGAUGGGGCUGGUCUCUCAGACGAGCAGGGCCUCAGUCCAUUACACCUGGCAGUGCAAGGGGGUUACACAGAUAUCAUCACUAUGCUGCUGCCGGAGCACUGCCAGGACUCCAUUACUGAAAGUGUGGUGCAACCAGUCGCCGAAAAGCCCAACCCACCAGUAGCCAGGCAACUCCAGAGGAAAGUCGUCAUUCUCAAACUGACAGAGCGCGAUAUCAGUGACUGUCCAGAACCUGCUGGCUCACAGUGCGCCUCCGCAUCCUGCUAAUAUCAGCAGAGACACUAUGAACAUUGUGCAGAACUGUCUUCACUGUACUUUUUAGUGACUGACCCAUGGGUGCCUUGAAAGGGGUCGGAGCUGCUCCAAUCUUUAAAGACCAGCUGUUGUUUAGCUUUUUGUAAAUACUUUUUUAAUUGUGUUAUUACAACAGCCAGCAAUCAUCAAUUACCAGACGGUAUGAUUCUGUGGUUUUACUGGACCUCUAAAAACCCCUUCAGCAUUGUAGCAUUUUGUAAGGGUUGGAAAAGCUUUGAUGUAAAUAUGUACACUGUAAAUAGAAAGUAUAAAUAGCGCACAGUAUCUUCUGUUCUGUUUGAACUGAAUUCUUCUUAUCCUCUGUUGUUAUUAUUAUUACUUUUUUUUUAACUUAACAAGCACAUGGUACUUAUGAGAGCUGUAAUUAGGACUUUUUCCAUGACCUAUUGGGAUUUCUACCCUUUUUCUACAACAUACUGCAGCUGGUAUACCUGGAAGUCAUAUUUAAUAAACCUCAAGAUUUAGUCACAAGCACAAGCUGCAGGUGAGUGUAGAUCAUCAGAGCCAUAAAAUUUACCAUAAGCUUUGACCUGUUACAUAUCAGUGCUAUAUCACCAUGCCACUUUUUUUUUUUUUUUUUUUUUUUUUUUAAAUUCUGCAUCUGAUUUUGCUUGAACUUGUUGCUUUUGUCUUAACCAGAAAAUCAGUCGCCAAAUGUUGUGAAAUGUGGCUUGCAUAUCAACCAGUCAACUGGCGGUGUUGAAUCCAGCAAACAGUUUUGACUUACUGCACAAAUGGAAU
This is a messenger RNA of Myripristis murdjan (pinecone soldierfish), 3322 nucleotides long. It is a transcript of the gene ripk4, whose product is annotated as receptor-interacting serine-threonine kinase 4. Gene Ontology annotation, molecular function: ATP binding; protein binding; protein kinase activity. The record is from RefSeq and is a predicted model, not a curated record. The transcript has 8 exons. Gene Ontology annotation, biological process: protein phosphorylation. Lineage: Eukaryota; Metazoa; Chordata; Actinopteri; Holocentriformes; Holocentridae. Gene Ontology annotation, cellular component: cytoplasm. The coding region runs from base 104 to 2533 and encodes 809 amino acids.